Molecule: messenger RNA, 1271 nt
Organism: Lytechinus variegatus (green sea urchin)
Lineage: Eukaryota; Metazoa; Echinodermata; Echinoidea; Temnopleuroida; Toxopneustidae
Product: phosphatidylinositol-glycan biosynthesis class X protein-like
Exons: 6
Coding region: 132-980 (282 amino acids)
Biological process (GO): GPI anchor biosynthetic process
Cellular component (GO): endoplasmic reticulum membrane
Source: RefSeq, a predicted model, not a curated record
GCAUUUUUAAAGUCGACUCACUUCACUCAGUUCAUUUAAAUGGAAAACAAAUAUUCUACAACGUGUGAUUUCUACUAUUUUGUACUUCUUUUUCACCUCAAAGUCUUACAUUUAUCAGGAAAGCUCAAGAUAUGACAACUCUUCGUGCAAGUACUUCAAACUUUGAAGGAAUGUUCUUGACCAUUCUUUUCCUCAUUGGUCUCGGAGGAAAUGUCGUCUGCUACGUUACAGAAAAUUUUCAAGAAAAUUUGUCAAAAGGUGUGCCUUCUGAUAAACCAUCAUGUUUUCUCUCACCAUCUGAGGUGUCAGUAUCCAGGAGAAGUUCUAAUCAAGGAUUUCACAGGACUGUUCAUACCAAUGUGAGUGUUGCCUUCAGGUUUCCCUGUAAUCAAUGUCGGUUUAUGAUCCUUGAACAUCUACCCACCGGCAUGUUUGUAGACGCUUAUCAACUCAAGAAUCUGGAAGGAUUUGGUGCUCUAGCAGUACUAUUUCUAGAUGAGAUAGAUGUGGAGAAGCCAGAACAUCUUUCACCUAACCACACCAUAGUGAUCUACACACCUCCCAUCAAAACAGCUAGCAGAGAUCACAUGACCAGUCACAUGACUGCAUCCAUUGACCUACCAGUUCACCUCAGGUACCAUGCUCCAUCCAAUGACCCGGAAGUGAAUCAUGCAGAGGUCUACCUCCCACAUCCUGAGCUCUUCAUGUACUGCACAGACUGUUCCCUGGAUGCCUGCUCUAAUGAUACAGCAUUCAUGAGGGCACCAUGUACAGCAGCUAAUCAUACGAUCUGUGCUUGGACACCCCUGGAUUAUACCAUGGACACCUAUGAAGAGCUUGUAUUCAGAGUGCCUAUAGGAAAGGAAUGGCAAAGCCAAGCAGUGACCAUCAUAACCCUUACCACUAUCAUCGUAGGAAUGAUUGUGCUUCUGGUUGCCAUGACAACGAACAAGGAGACUCAGAGGAUGAAGAAAAGAUGAUACAGACUAAAAUUUGAAUGUAAUUACCAUGAUCUGGUUCAUUGACACCAUUCUGAUACAAAUCACCCCCGAGUAGAGCAAGAUUUAUAGCCAGCUGAUAUAACGUACUGCCACCGGAAAUUGCCUUGUAGAUGGUAAAGUCAUCAUCUCACUAUUCUCUGACCCGACAGUUGCCCAACGCUAAGCAGGCUUGGCCAAAGAAGUUCUCGCUGGGACAAUGGGUGAUUUCAAGUCCGGUGUUGGCCUUGGUGUUGGUGUUAGUGUUGAAAUUUGGAUUGCUUCCUCUAGCUC